This is a messenger RNA of Ascochyta rabiei, 1590 nucleotides long. Its product is annotated as nuclear GTP-binding protein nug1. Lineage: Eukaryota; Fungi; Ascomycota; Dothideomycetes; Pleosporales; Didymellaceae. Gene Ontology annotation, molecular function: GTP binding. The coding region runs from base 1 to 1590 and encodes 529 amino acids. Gene Ontology annotation, cellular component: nucleolus. The transcript has 4 exons. The record is from RefSeq and is a predicted model, not a curated record.
AUGAAGGUCGGAAAGCCAAAGUCGAAGCGCCAGCCUGUGCGCCUGCGCCACAAGAUCGAGAAAGCAUCUGCGCAAAAGCAGAAGAAGGCGAAGAAGCUGGCGAAGAAGAAUCCAGAAUGGCGAUCCAAGGCGAAGAAAGACCCCGGAAUCCCAAACCUGUUCCCAUACAAAGACAAGAUUCUCGCAGAGGUUGAAGAGCAGCGCAGGCUGAAGGAGGAGGAUACCGUCCGUCGUCGCGAGCUGGCCAAGCAGCAGAGAGCAGGCGGAGGAGCUGCUUCGGACGCCAUGGAAGACGACGACGACGAAUUCGAGCAGUUCGAUGCUGAGGGCGACGAGCUUUUGGCCGAAGACAGCGACGACGAGGAUUCUAUGCAGGUGGACACAAACCCUAUGGCUGCGCUGCUUGCAUCUGCAAGGGCCCGCGCCGCCGAGUUCGAGUCAAAGAGCGGAAACGCGGAAGACGACGUGGACUCUGACGGCUCUGACGAGGAGGAUGGCGCUUCAGGCGUUCGCAAGGACUCGUCGAGAAAGCAGUUCGACAAGAUCUACAAGCAAGUGGUUGACUCCGCCGACGUCGUCCUCUAUGUACUGGAUGCCCGAGACCCCAUAGGAACACGGUCCAAAGACGUGGAGCAGCUGGUUAUGUCGGCCGAUGGAGGCAGCAAGCGUCUUAUCUUCAUCUUGAACAAGAUAGAUCUGGUACCGCCUCCGGUCCUCCGCCAGUGGCUCAUCAACCUGCGCCGAUCCUUCCCCACCCUUCCACUGCGCGCCUCGAAACCUGCGCCAAACGCGAAGGUCUUCGAGCACAAGGACCUCACCAUGAAGGGCACAUCCGAGACACUGUUCAAGGCGCUGAAGACUUUCGCCGAGUCUCGGCAGCUCAAGCGCUCUGUCAAGGUCGGUAUCAUCGGCUAUCCCAACGUAGGUAAAUCAUCAGUCAUCAAUGCAUUGGCUCAGAGAAUGGGUGGCCGGGUUGGCGCAUGUCCUACGGGUGCGGAGGCUGGUGUCACUACAAGCCUGAGGGAAGUCAAGCUGGACAACAAGCUCAAGCUGCUCGAUUCGCCUGGUAUUGUCUUCCCCAACGACCCAGAAGGCACGAAGGAGAGCAAGGUACAGCAGCAGGCUCGACGCAUCUUGCUGAACGCUGUGCCGCCCAAGGAGAUCGAGGACCCUGUGCCAGCAGUCUCCUUACUGCUCAAGAGGCUUUCGGCAUCAGAAGAGCUCUUUGGAAAGCUCAUGGAAGUCUAUGAUCUGCCUGCUCUCAACGGUGUUGGUAAGGACAAGACGACCGAUUUCUUGGUACAAGUCGCACGUAAGAGGGGGAGACUGGGCAAGGGCGGCGUUCCCAACCUUUACAGCUCGGCGCAGACUGUUAUCAACGAUUGGAGAGAUGGACGUAUUCAGGGUUGGACAGACCCAUCCAAGUACAAGCCUGCUGAGCCGACCGCCACGAACAAGACCGCACCUGCUCUGAAGACUGCCGGUCUUGUUGGAGACCAGAAGGAGAUUGUGAAGGAAUGGGCUGCCGAGUUCAAGCUGGACGGUCUCUGGGGCGAUGAACCAGAUGCGACCGAAGCCAUGGAGGAGUAG